CUCAAGCAAGCAGAACUUCUACACCAUCGUUGAUCUUCCACUUGGCGAGCAUCAGUACAAAUUCAUCGUUGAUGGGCAAUGGAAACUAGACACGAACCAGCCCAUUACCACUAGUCCAACUGGAGUACAGAACAAUGUAAUCGAAGUGAAAGCCUCCGAUUUUGAUGUGCUCACCGCACUCUCUCACGACAUGGCUAGCUCACGCGGUGGAGCUGCUACCGAUGAUUCGCCCAACACUGGUGCAGCCGGUGGCACAGCGUGGAACGAUUUCACUCCGCACCAUGAACCCUGCAUGGAUUCGGAUCCCUAUCUAACCGGUGGUGGAUCUCCACCCGGUGAGUACGGCCGCGUGAUUCCAUCCAGCCCGUUGACGGCGAUGAAAAUGCAGUCCGGCAACUCUCCGGGCACUUCCGUACCACCGAAUCCCACACUGGGUCAAUCGAUUCCCUCCACGGACUCGAAAAAAGUGCCAACACCACCAAUGUUACCUCCACAACUGCUUCAGGUUGUUGUUUCUCCGUGCUUAUAA
This is a messenger RNA of Dicrocoelium dendriticum, 529 nucleotides long. The record is from the annotation of a GenBank genome assembly. Lineage: Eukaryota; Metazoa; Platyhelminthes; Trematoda; Plagiorchiida; Dicrocoeliidae.